This is a messenger RNA of Daucus carota subsp. sativus, 1342 nucleotides long. RefSeq names its product dihydroflavonol 4-reductase. Gene Ontology annotation, biological process: anthocyanin-containing compound biosynthetic process. Lineage: Eukaryota; Viridiplantae; Streptophyta; Magnoliopsida; Apiales; Apiaceae. Bases 68 to 1210 code for a protein of 380 amino acids. The record is from RefSeq and is a predicted model, not a curated record. Gene Ontology annotation, molecular function: dihydroflavanol 4-reductase activity. The transcript has 6 exons.
AUCUACUACCUAUAUUUAACUUCUCUCCCGGCACGCACAAUACACAUUACUUGUCAACUGAAACAAAAUGGUUAAAGAACUGCAUACAGUUUGUGUGACAGGAGCUUCAGGGUUCAUCGGCUCAUGGCUUGUCAUGAGGCUUCUUCAACGUGGCUACACUGUCCGAGCCACUGUACGCGAUCCUGGGAACCCGAAGAAAGUGAAGCAUCUGCUUCAAUUGCCGAAAGCAGACACCAACUUGAUCCUCUGCAGGGCAGAUCUGAAUGAAGAAGGAAGCUUUGAUGAAGCCGUAAAAGGCUGCCAUGCAGUGUUUCAUAUGGCCACCCCCAUGGACAUCGAGUCCCAGGACCCCGAGAACGAAGUUAUCAAGCCUACCGUACAGGGAGUCCUCGACAUCAUUAAGGCCUGUGCUAAAGCAAAGACAGUCAAGAAACUGAUUUACACUUCGUCUGCUGGAACUGUGAAUGUUCGUGAGCAUCAGCUUCCAGUGUACGAUGAAUCCAACUGGAGUGACAUGGAUUUUAUCUACUCCACAAAGAUGACUGCCUGGAUGUAUUUCGUGUCAAAAUCAUUAGCAGAGAAGGCAGCAUGGCAAGCUGCUGAAGAGAACAACAUACAGUUCAUCAGUAUAAUACCAACCCUAGUAGUUGGUCCAUUUAUAUCCCCAACAUUUCCGCCUAGCCUAAUUACAGCACUAUCUCCGCUUACUGGGAAUGAAGCCCAUUACUCCAUUAUAAAGCAAUGUCAGUACGUGCACCUGGAUGAUCUUUGCGAGUCUCAGAUAUUCUUGUAUGAGCAUCCUACCGCGCAGGGAAGAUACAUUUGCUCUUCUCAUGACGCUACCAUUCACGACGUGGUGAAAUUGAUAAGAGAGAAAUGGCCAGAGUACAAUGUUCCUACUGAGUUUAAGGGAAUUGAGAAGGAUUUGCCUGUCAUUUCUUUUUCAUCAAAGAAGUUGACAGAUAUGGGUUUCACAUUUAAGUACAACUUGGAGGAUAUGUUCAAAGGAGCAAUUGAAACAUGCAGAGAGAAGGGAUUGCUACCUAAUUCAACUACUUUGCAAGAGAAUGAUCAAGAAAAGAAAUAUCUUUUUCCUGCUACGGAUGAUCAUCACAAUGGACAUGAAAAAGAUCUGUUUCACCAUUCCAUCGACAAGGAUGCUGUUGGCAAGGAGAAGAGAGGUGAAACUGAAAGCCUUGUGGCAGCCUGAGAGGAAAGUGAUGAAGCAAGUGUAUAUGAGUUUCAGGGGUAUGUCACAUUGUUGAAUCCAUGUAUUGUAUUUUCUUUCACAUGAUGUCUAUCACAGAUCAUUUGAAUAAUAGGAACAGAAUUCCUUGAUCCA